GCAAGCUAUCGAGCUAGCGAGAAGGUACCAGUGCGAGGUUUGCGCUUGCUGUAUGUCAUUGAGUAAUUCCAGACUGUCUUCCCUUUUCCGCAAAGUCUAUCCAUUCGACGAAGAAUCAACGGAGGUCCUAGACUACGCUUGCGGGACCGGCCUCAUCUCUCAGCACCUCACAGCAUACGCGAAGUCAAUCACAGGGCUCGAUAUCAGCUCUGGAAUGACCAACAGAUACAACGAGCGAGUGGAGAACCAGGGUUUGGAACCAGAGAAUAUGCGGGCCAUCUGCAUCGACCCCGAUGACGAUCUGAGGGAGUUUGAGGCAACGUUCGAUGUCGCUGUGUGCGCUGCGUCGUAUCAUCACUUUCCGUCCAUUGAGGAGACCACGCUCAAGCUCGCUCGCACUAUGCGACCAGGCGGCGUGCUGAUGGUCGCGGACUUAGUGAAGGUGGAUGGGACGGAAGACCUGUACCCUGAGCAUGGCGACGCAUCGUUGGUCUGCCAUCAGGGCGGCAUUGCAGAGGCUGACAUCCGUCGAGUGUUUGGAGAGGCGGGGUUGUCAAAUCUUCGAUAUAGUGUGCACGAUAUCGCAGCGAAGCGAAAGGGGCAGCCAGUCGAAUUUUUCUUGAUGACGGGAAGAAAAGCGUAGGACAGAGGCUGGCGCAAGUGGAUUGAUUGUCAAAUCACGUUUGCGCGUGGAUUCUUUGCGAGGAGCAAUGCAUUAUACAUGUCGAGAGAUACAACAGAUUGCAAGAGAGGGAAGCGCAAGAUGGGAAGGCGGGAAGGAGGGCGAUGGGGAGGGGACUAUGACUGCUGCACUUGCUGAAUUAAGGUGAUGUUGUCGCCCUUCAAUAAAAUGCGUCCAAGCUCUCUGCGGGGCUUCGCCUCCU
Messenger RNA from Schizophyllum commune H4-8, 884 nucleotides. Its product is annotated as S-adenosyl-L-methionine-dependent methyltransferase. The transcript has 5 exons. The coding region runs from base 53 to 643 and encodes 196 amino acids. The record is from RefSeq and is a predicted model, not a curated record. Lineage: Eukaryota; Fungi; Basidiomycota; Agaricomycetes; Agaricales; Schizophyllaceae.